Molecule: messenger RNA, 3489 nt
Organism: Poecile atricapillus (Black-capped chickadee)
Lineage: Eukaryota; Metazoa; Chordata; Aves; Passeriformes; Paridae
Product: synaptonemal complex protein 1-like
Exons: 32
Coding region: 1-3489 (1162 amino acids)
Biological process (GO): chiasma assembly; synaptonemal complex assembly; meiotic DNA repair synthesis
Cellular component (GO): transverse filament; male germ cell nucleus; synaptonemal complex
Molecular function (GO): double-stranded DNA binding
Source: RefSeq, a predicted model, not a curated record
AUGGAGAAGGAAAAACGGUUUCACUUGUUCAUACCGCAGCGCCGGAACGCUGGGCAGGUGUCUGCUGGCAGAGGCCAGGUGAGCGCGGGGCCGCGGGGCCUUGUGCAGGGUUCUAACAAAUGCUCAGAUGAUGAUUUUAAGUUGCCAUCCAAUAUGUCGAACCGUGGUGAAAUCACUGAUUCAGAUACAAUUUCACAGCAAGUAAAACUUUGCUCUGAAGUAGAUGAAGAGAGUACAGAAACAAUGAAUGAAUUGUUCUCCAAACUCUACAAAGAGGCUGAGAAGAUCAAGCAGUGGGAACUGACUGUGGAAUCAGAACUAAACCAGAAAGAAAGAAAACUCCAAGAAAAUAGAAAGAUUAUUGAAGCACAGAAUAAAGCCAUUCAGGAACUGCAGUUUGAAAAUGAAAAACUCCGUUUGAAACUGGAAGAUGAGAUGUGUGAAAAUAAAGAUCUCUUGAAAGAAGCCACUGCUUUGAGGCAUCUGUGUAAUCUGCUCAAGGAAACCUACUCUCACUUCACAGAGAAGACCAGCAAAUAUGAACAGGAAAAAAAUGAAACAAGACAAUUGUAUGAGGAACUUCAUAGCGACAUAGAAAGAAUGACAGUGGCAUUUGAAGAGCUUCAUAUGCAAGCAGAGAAGGACAGACUGGAAAUGAGCAUCAAAUUAAAAGAAGAAGCAGAAAAGGUGGACAAGUUUGAAAAGGAAUGCAAACUGGAAGUCAGUCAGAAGGAAAAGCAGAUUUCAGCUCUUACCAUACAGAGAGAUGAAAAAGAUGGUGUAAUAGAAGACAUCAAGGCUCAGCUGAAGGCGUCAGAAAAUAAGAUUGCUGACUUAAUAGAAGCAAAAUUACGUGAAGAAGAAAUGUUGAAGGAAUCCCAGGCCAGUCAAGAACAUUUGAGGGCAGAGCUGGAAGAGGCUAAAAUUUCACUGCAAAAAGCAGAGGUUACUCAAAAGAACUUGGAAACAGAAUGCCAGACUACAGGGAAAACAUUAAUUCAGGUCACUGGAGAAAAGGAAGCACAGGAGGAAGAAUGUAAAAAAAUGGAAGCUUUGCUUGCAGCCCUGACAGAGGAGUUUGAGACUUCUACUGCCAAUUUGAAAAGCUUGCUGCAAAAGGAGCAAAAGAGAUUAAAGGAAUAUGAAGACAAGUCAAAGCUGCUUACGUUGGAGCUCCAAAAUAAGUCUGCUGAGCUGGAGGAGAUGACUAAAGUAAAAUGUGACAAAGAAGUGCAACUUGAAGAGCUGUCAGAAACUCUGGUAAAUGUUGGAGGACUUUUACUGAAGAAGGAUCUUGAGGCUACUGUAGAAAAUUUGCAGAGAGAGAAAAAUGUGGAGAGAGAAUCAAAACUUUUCCUUUUCCUUUUGCAGAAAGAAAUCCAUGAUUUGAAAGUACAGCUGACUAGUACAGCUGAAAAGGAACAAGAUUAUUUAAACCAGGUUUUGACUCUGAAAACAGAUCUUGAACAAGAAGAGUUGAAGAAUGAACAACUAACAGUGUAUCUCAAUAAGCUUUCACUAGAGAAAGAACAAAUAGCACAAGAGAAAAAUGGUGUGGCUGCAGAACUCAAGAGGCUGCAAGAAAAACAAGAGGAUAGUAAGAAAAAAGAAGAAAAUACAAAGCAGUUAGUUGAAAACCUCGAAGAGGCAAAUGGCCAGCUAAGAAGUGAACUGGAGUCUUUGAAGGAGAAAAUGGCAAAGACAGGUGAAGAGAUUAAAAGUAAACUGGAUGAAAGAGAAGAAAACGUUAAGGGUAUUGAAAAUGGAAUUUCAAUAAAAGAAAAGCAGUUGCAGAUUCUAGAAAAUAAGAUGAAUAGUUUAAAGAAACAGGUGGAAAAUAAAGCCAAGCACAUUGAAGAGUUGCAGCAGGAGAAUAAGGUGCUAAAAAAGAAAAUUACUGCAGAAAGCAAGAAAAACAAUAUUUAUGAAGGGAAGGUGAAUAAAUUGCAGUUAGAGAUGGAAAAUAUGAACAAACAACAUAAGGAAGCAGUUGACAUCUAUCAAAAAGACAUAGAAGCAAGAAAAAUGAAUGAAAAUAAACUUCAUGAAGAGGUAGAAAAGCUGAGGUUGCUUUAUGAUGAAGCAACAAUGAUACAAAGAGAAACUGAUAUCAGAUGUCAGCGUAAGAUAACUGAAAUGGUGGCACUUAUGGAAAAGCACAAGAAUGAAUAUGAUAAAGUGAUUGAAGAAAAAGAUGAAGAGUUAAAAGUAUAUAAAAUUAAACAGCAAAAGCAGUUAUCAUCAGAAAGAGCACUGGAAAAUGAGCUGUCAUGUUUGAAAAGUGAACUGUCAUCCCUUAAGGAACAACUGAAAGCAGAAAUUGAAGAGAAGGAGAAUCUUGUAAAAGAGCACUCUCAAAAGAUGAUUUCUGAAAGUGAAAAGAAGCACAAGACAUACAUUGUAAAGACUCCUCCAGUAGAUAAACUGCAAAGUGGAAGAAGCACAAACCUACCUUCAGAGGAGAGCACAAGGAAAAAGCAAAAAGUGCUUCUCCAGUUGGAUAGUCAGUCAGACAGCUCUGAGUACACUGACCUCCUGACCAUAGUCUCAGAAGAAGAAAUGUUUGAAAAAUUGUACAAAGAUUAUCCACAAGCUUCACAAUUACAUUCCACAGCACCAAAAAAGACACCAACUUCAUCCAAUGUGAAAUCUCCAGGCUCUUCACUGAGAUUCAAAACAAUGAGGAGAACGCGCCAGGCGGACUGGACUGCGGUUUCCAAAAUGGACAGGAAAAGAAAAAUUAAAGAAGCUGCAAAGUUCUUUACUCAAAAUGCAGAAAUCCCCAGUGCCUGGGCAUUGCUUAUGGGUGCCACCAUAGGGAGGAUAGAGAACAGCUCCGUCAUGAUUCAGCCCAGUGCAAUGAUAGGAAAGAUUGAAUGUACUGAAGCAUUACGUAUUGUCAACACAAAAGCCGUGGCUGUGUUUGUGGUGGGAUCGAGAGAUCAAGUAUCCGUCACCCGCGGAGCUGGGCGCGCAAGCUUCGUCAACCGAGAGGCGGCAGGGGAACAAAGACUGCCCUCCCCCGCCUGCACCCUCCACGGUGCCUUCACCGGUGCCGCGAGCACCGCCACGAGCGGCCGUGGGGGACCCCUUGCUGUCGACGGUGUGCUUCAGCACCCCCACACCCUCUGCGUCCCUUUCUCCUGUGCUGCAAGUGACAGCACAGAUGCCCCUGCUGCAGCCUGCCGGCGCGAUGGAGAGAGCGGCUCCCCCGCAUCUAUCCAUGGGGCCCGCGCAUGCGCCAGUGUUGCUGAGACACCCAUUGCAGCAGCCCUCAUCAAGGGUGUCCCCUCCAGCCUCCGCACCGCCUCUGCACAGACCCCUGACGGCAGCGGCACUGCCCACCACGGCAGAGGCAGGCGUGGUUCCUUCCCUCUGUGCCCAGCCCAGUGUAGGGGGGCAAACGAGUCCACAACCAGAGCUGUCACCCGUGCCGGCUACUGCAACCCUGUUGCCAGGGCAACCACCGCUAGGAACAACAACAGCUGA